This is a messenger RNA of Rubroshorea leprosula, 1794 nucleotides long. Lineage: Eukaryota; Viridiplantae; Streptophyta; Magnoliopsida; Malvales; Dipterocarpaceae. The record is from the annotation of a GenBank genome assembly.
GUUAUCUCUUGUUCUGAAUCCCUUGAAAAAAUCAUUCCAGGGUACGAAGAAAUGGCUGGAAACCGUGCAUUAGAGGAGGCAAAGGUUCCUUUGCUCAAUGAUUUAGCUUCUGCAACUAAGUUAAAGGCCGAGCAAGACAAUGAAAAUCAAUCCCUUUCAAAAAGGGUGUGGAUUGAAUCCAAGAAGCUAUGGCAGAUUGUUGGACCUGCAAUUUUCAGCCGCAUCGCCUCCUAUUCCAUGCUUGUUAUCACCCAAGCCUUUGCUGGUCACCUCGGUGACCUCGAGCUUGCUGCUAUUUCUAUAGCCAAUAAUGUCAUCGUUGGUUUCGACUUCGGCCUUCUGCUGGGAAUGGCGAGUGCAUUGGAAACCUUAUGUGGGCAGGCAUUUGGGGCCAAGAAAUACUACAUGUUGGGUGUAUACAUGCAACGUUCAUGGAUUGUUCUCUUCCUCUGUUGUGUUCUGCUUUUGCCUCUGUAUCUCUGCGCCUCACCCUUUCUUAAGCUCUUGGGUCAACCUAAAGACGUGGCCGAGCUAUCUGGGGUUGUGGCUACAUUGAUGAUACCACUCCACUUCAGCUUUGCUUUCCAGUUCCCUCUGCAGAGGUUCCUGCAGAGUCAGCUGAAGAAUAUUGUGAUUGCAUGGGUGUCCCUGUUGGCCCUCAUAGUACAUGUGUUCGUGAGCUGGUUGUUUGUCUACAGACUGCAGCUUGGAGUCGUAGGCACCGCCAUCACUCUCAACUUUUCUUGGUGGAUUUUGGUUUUUGGCCUCUUUGCAUACACUGUCUGCGGUGGCUGUCCUCUUACAUGGACCGGUUUCUCCAUUGAAGCGUUUUCUGGUCUCUGGGAGUUCACCAAACUCUCUGCUGCUUCCGGUGUCAUGCUCUGUUUGGAGAAUUGGUACUAUAGAAUAUUGAUAUUGAUGACAGGAAAUCUCCAGAAUGCAAAGAUUGCCGUAGAUGCUCUGUCUAUAUGCAUGUCAAUCAACGGAUGGGAGAUGAUGAUUCCUUUCGCAUUUUUCGCAGGAACUGGAGUGAGGGUUGCAAAUGAGCUUGGAGCUGGAAAUGGGAGAGGAGCAAAGUUUGCCACUAAAGUUUCAGUGCUGACAUCAGUUGUAAUUGGCAUUUUCUUCUGGCUGUUGAUCUUGCUAUUCCAUGAUCAGUUGGCGCUCAUUUUUACUACAAGUAAACCAGUUCUGGAAGCUGUGAGCAAGCUCUCAAUUCUCUUAGCCUUUACCGUUCUGCUCAACAGUGUUCAGCCAAUUCUCUCUGGAGUGGCUGUGGGAUCAGGAUGGCAGUCCUAUGUAGCAUACAUAAACUUGGGUUGCUACUAUCUGAUUGGGGUUCCACUUGGAUUUUUGAUGGGAUGGGUUUUCCACCAAGGAGUCAUGGGAAUUUGGGCUGGAAUGAUAUUUGGUGGGACAGCAAUUCAAACAUUGAUAUUGGCCAUAAUCACAAUGAAAUGUGAUUGGGACAAGGAGGCUGAAAAGGCAUGUAUGCACGUAAGGAAGUGGGAGCAGACAAGGUAGAACAGAGUAAGGAACUUGAUGGCAAGAAUGUUCAUGACGUGUCAGGGCUGCUUCAUACUGUUCAAAUGAGAACAGUUUUAGGCUCCGAAGCCUUUUGAUUUUGAUUGAUAAUUUAACAUUAAAUGCACAUAUGCAUAAGCAUAUCCCAUGUUUUUAUGCCAUUUGAUUGUAGAAUGAAAUUGCAACUGUGCUGUUAAUUGUAAACCAUACAAUUACAGUCAUUGUAUUAUGAAGUUGAAGAAGAUUGGAGAAUAAAAGCAGAACAUUGUU